Molecule: messenger RNA, 2473 nt
Organism: Sycon ciliatum
Lineage: Eukaryota; Metazoa; Porifera; Calcarea; Leucosolenida; Sycettidae
Product: mRNA (2'-O-methyladenosine-N(6)-)-methyltransferase-like
Exons: 12
Coding region: 174-2006 (610 amino acids)
Cellular component (GO): nucleus
Molecular function (GO): RNA polymerase II C-terminal domain binding; mRNA (2'-O-methyladenosine-N6-)-methyltransferase activity
Source: RefSeq, a predicted model, not a curated record
GCGAGCGAGGCACGACAAAAACCUUGGUGAAGUUUGUAGCAUGCAGGGCUAGUGGCAGUACUGGCUAGUAUUUUUGAAGCAGUUAUCUGAACGACAUCGAUCUGCACAAGUAAUUUGUUGCGCUCUCAGUCGCCGUGUUGGAGUUGGAUAUUUCCCUGUUGUCGUCGUCGAUCAUGGCAGGUCUUUCCAGGAUUUGUGACGACAGUGUCGCGUGUGCAGUCCGCACGUCUGACGACGGCUUUCACGGCCGCACCGCACUAUACCGGCCCUGCAGUCCCGCGGCGGAACAGAAGCUGCAGGAGGACAUGAGAAGGCUGCAGCACCACUAUGCCAGCAUGUGCCGCAAACACAUGGGCCAAUCACCUCCACGCCAAUCGUUUGAUCGCUGGCUCAUGGAGCGCAGCGUUCGUCAUCCGGAUAGCUCAGGCAUGCCGUCCGUACUGAGCGCCGAUGAGGUCUCACCGUGCAUGCACAGAGAGCUGAGUAAUGCCAUCUUGAGCGUGCCGGCCAAUGGAUCCGGGCUCAACGACUACAAGUUUUACUUUUCGAGUGUGAAAAGAGAACUGGAGAAGAGGACAGAGAAAUGCGAGCGACUAUCAACGCUGGAGGCCGGUGUGCUCCUGAACAAGCUACCGGCAUGCAUGAAGCUGAUAGAGAUCUCUGGCAGCCCAACAGGAGCCGAGUUGUUAGCGCUUGUGGUAAACUGCAAGCAGCUUGUCGAAGCACUUAAGCCUAUCGUGGACAAGGUGAUCUUUUCAGAGGUGGACGACGUUUGCCGUGGUGUCAGUUCGUAUUUGUUUGGCCUAAACACUAGGAAGAGCAAUGGCUGGGAGUCGCCGCCAGUCGACGAUGACCAUGAGAUCACGCCCAGCUGCUCGCCCGCCGUGACGUGGAAUGACGAAGUCGGCAGAGCGUGUCGCGCCGCAGUGCCCCCGUUCAUGCCGGACAGUGCCAGUCCAAGCAAGUCCACCCGGCCUACUGCCAUCUCGGCCCACAGCCAUGGGGAGUCAACCGCUGUGCGACCCGGUGGAGCCCAACUAUCAACCGUGUGCACGGAGAAGUGCACAGAGAGAACGAUCCGCGUGCCCGCCGGCCGUGGCUGGAGCAAGGGUGCACGCGCCGAUGAGCGGCGGAGACAGUUGGCAAGGUUACGACAAGCCAACGGUGCGCCAUGCAACAACUGCCGUACAGCUCUUGCAGCUGUGCCUCAUGUCACAUGCAAUCUAUCAAGGGAUGGCGCCAUUAGUAGCAGCAAUCUUGUCACAGUGUCUACAGGUGGCAUGAAGUGCUCCAUAGCCGAAGCGCACUUCCAAAAACUGGAACGACUAUACAAGGCCACGUGUGCGCAGCUCGAUCCGGAGCUCGCUUACUUCCGGGAACGUCUGCUCUGCAUGCUGAAACGUUACGAGACUCUACUUGGGGACAUGUCGGCAGUGAACCUGCAGGGUGCAUUGCCAGUAGCAGCAUUUCACUGUCUUCACGUUGAAUUUGGCGUAACGAUGGAGUGUUUUGCGUCACCGCUCAACUGCUACUUCCCACAGUAUUGCUCGCUGUAUGCCAACACGGACAGUGUGUUUGGCUCCCGAGGAUCAUUCUUCUCGUUUCGCCCUGUCGAGGGCUCGCUGGCGGCAAACCCACCGUUCUGCGAAGAGGUCAUCGAGCGCAUGGUAGACCAUAUGGAGGCAUUACUCAGUGCAACUGAGCGUCCCCUCUCGUUCAACAUCGUCAUACCGGAAUGGAGGGAACCACCGACACGGGGAGCUGUCAAAAUGGACAGAAGCAAGUUUCUCCGCAGCCACAGUGUGCUGCCGGCAAGGGAUCAUGUGUAUAGAUCUGGCAAACAACAUUUAAUAACAUCCACUCGGCAACUUAACUUCACGGCGUCCUUCGGCACAGAGGUGUUCUUCCUGCAAAACGAGGCCGGCAAGAGGAAGUGGCCAGUCAGCGACGCCAAGAUGGACGCACUGCGGAAAGCGUUUGCGGCUCCAGACUCAGAGAGCCGCUAGCGGUCGUAGGAUGCUGCGCGUGUGUCGGUUUAGCCGGUUUCUCUCUCCGGCGCACGUUGCUCGGUGGCUGUAGCUGCCUUAGGAUUGUUUUCUUUUACAUCCCAUGGCAUGCUAUGAAUGAACAUACACACACACAUACAUAAAGCGGAUCAGCUUUGUAACACUGAUAGGCUGUUUGAUCACGUUGCUUGACCAGGUUGAUGCCAGCAUUUAAAAACACUUCAUACCCACACGUCUAUAGUGUGUCUCAAGAUGCGUGGAGCUUUUUUCUACUUCUUUUUUUCAAUUCCUUGAAGCAAAAACAAUCCAAUGCCGGUUGAAAUAUGUCACUUAAUCACCAGGGCAAUAUUUAUUGACUCUUUUCUGCUCUAGAGAUGCUGGCAUAUGCACAAUUUCAUUUGCUAGGAAUGCUCAUUUCUGAUCUACUAUUACUCCAGAAUGAAAAAAAAACAAAAACAAAAACAUCA